Messenger RNA from Pogona vitticeps (central bearded dragon), 3156 nucleotides. The record is from RefSeq and is a predicted model, not a curated record. NCBI's taxonomy places the organism in Eukaryota, Metazoa, Chordata, Lepidosauria, Squamata, Agamidae.
UUACCCACCCUCACAGUCUGCAGAGAGGAAACAGGCAGGCAAGUGGCGGUCGUUGCCCUUGAGAAGGCAAACAUAUGAGGAAGGGGAAACAGCCGCUGCCAGUGUGACCUGGUUUAAUGAAGUCCGGUGCCUAAAUCCAAAUUCCCACACGACUCAGGGCUAUCCCUUCGCUUUUUGCAGCUUGACUGACCACAGAGCUUUGCCUGGAGACGCUUGCACAGAUUAACACGCCUACCGCUUUGAAAACUAAAGAGUACGAGGGGUGCUUCGCCUAUUAGUCCCCCCCAUUGGCGACGUCAGACGCUCGGUGCACUUCCUAAUAUGUCCGCCGGACCGGCGACUUCUGAUCCGCGGAGGAUGGAACCGACGUGGCUGAGUUUGGGAGGCGGAGCUGAGCUGGCAGGGGCGGGAGGAGUCCCGGGCAGAGACGCAGCUGGAUGGCAGGGGUAACCCGGAGCUCCCCGGUAUCACACGGGAUCAACCAGCCUGGCUGAAGCAAUGAUGGGACGAGGACUAUUUCUCCCUGGAAUGCUCUCCCCCUUAUUCCUUGCUGUUACCUGCCGGGCCCAUGAUCUUUCUCUGGGCCACACUACCAGCGGGGCUAACUCCCUGUGUGAAAAGGAGACAGAGUCCUGGGGAGCUAUAUUCAGUGAAGACCGCCUGGAUGCCUGGAUCUGCUCUCUGAUUGGCUCAGUGAUGGUCGGGCUGAGUGGCGUUCUUCCUCUGCUGAUCAUUCCUCUAGAGACAGGGGCAGCUCUGAAGUCCGAAGAGGGAUCUCGUCGAAUGAAGCAGCUGCUGAGCUUUGCUAUUGGGGGUCUUCUGGGAAAUGUGUUUUUGCACCUGCUCCCUGAGGCCUGGUCAUACACCUGUAGUGCCACAGCAGGAGGAGGGCAGAGUUUCCAGCAGCAGAAGCUUUUAGGCCUCUGGGUGAUUAUUGGCUUACUGACCUUCCUGAGUUUGCAGAAGAUAUUUCCAGAUAAUGAAAAGCAAGAUAGUUUCAACUUGAUCAGUGAUCCCAAAGAACCUUCCAGAAGGAUUCCAAAUGGGAGCAGCUUCCCUUUGAAAGAGGCAUCCAAUCCAGUCCAAAGAAAGAAGUUGGGCUCACCACAGAGUAACGGUUCUUCUCACUUACCUUCACCAUCACCCCAGAAAAUCAAGAUCAGCGGAUACCUCAAUCUUUUGGCCAACACAAUAGACAAUUUCACACACGGCCUCGCAGUGGCAGCCAGCUUUCUGGUUAGCAGGAAGGUUGGGUUCCUGACCACUAUGGCAAUCCUGUUGCAUGAAAUCCCCCAUGAGGUGGGAGAUUUUGUCAUCCUCCUUCGUGCUGGGUUCGAUCGCUGGAGUGCAGCCAAAUUGCAGCUUUCUACAGCCCUUGGGGGAAUUUUGGGAGCUUGCUUUGCCAUUUGUGCUCAGUCACCUAAAGGGACAGGGGAAACCAUCGCUUGGAUUCUCCCAUUUACCUCUGGGGGAUUUUUAUAUAUUGCCUUGGUGAAUGUGGUGCCUGAUCUUUUAGAGGAGAAGAAUCCUUGGAACUCGGUGCAACAAGUCCUCCUCCUGUGUACCGGCAUCAUUGUCAUGGUACUUCUCUCACUCACUACUGAAUGAGUGACUCCUCCUCAGGCUUCCUUCUGCUGCUCCCCAAAGCUGCCUUCAUACAGAACUGUUACAAAGCAAUAAAGGGACACCAUUGGAUUUUUCUUUGUUGUGUGCCUGCGGAUCUGGCUGUUGCUAUGAGAGGCGGACAAGGGAAGCCUGGUUUUCUGGAGAGAGCGCUGAACCUCCUCUCUCUUUUUUUGUCUUCAGAGCAUAACAAGCCAGGACUUCCAAAGUGUUGAGAAAAGAAAGCGAGUGGCUGUUUUGGGUUUUUUUAAGUUGUGUGUGUGGGUUUUAUAAGAUGAUAAUUUAAAACAAAACAAACAAAAACAAGAGCAGUGAAGAGCGGAAUGGCCAUUGUGUAGCAUAAGCCUUGCUGCUCUAAGGUUGACCAAAAGAUCACAACACCUGGACUGAGAUGAAAAGAAAUAUCUUCCAGAUGGGCUCCUGUGUAUUGGAAAAAUGUUACAAACAGCAAGAAAAUCCUGAGCCACUUCAUGUCUGAUGGGAAAAACAUAGGAAAUUGCAUUUGUCCAUCUAGUCCUGUAUUGUGCCUCUACCAGAUCUUGGGCACUAAGGAAUCUUUUGCCUCUCUGUUCCCUGAGACAGCAGGAAUUGAAGCAGGACUUUAUGCUUGCCAUGUAUGUAUGAUGCCACUGAACUAUGCUCUCGCUCCAUAAAGUUAGUUUUCCAGAUCUUCUGAGCUAAGGUCUCCUACUAUCUGAUCCUCUCUCUGUUCCUAAGCUGGUAACAGAUGCUCCUGUUGGAUUAAAGUAGUCCUCUUUUUGUUGGACUCCUUUAACACAUAAGCAUUAUACUGAAAUCAGGAUACGCACAGGAAACAUGCAACAAUCCUACUCUGUCUAUAACUCUUUCCUAAAGAUAAUGUUUUCCAAAUGUUGGGUCAAACAGUAAUCAACCCCAGCCAGCCAGCAUGGCAGAUAGUCAGGUAUGAUGAGAAUUGUAAUCCAAGGACAUCUUGGAACCUGGGAAUCACUAGUUUAGAGAUCCUAUUGCUACUCAAGAAGUGAUUCAGCUUAAAUGGGAUGGAGUUUCCUGUCCUUUUGAGACAUAAGGUAAGUUGAAAGCCACAGAUCCAGCAAAUGCUAUGCACAGAUGGGCAAUACUAGGCCCUCCAAGUGUUGUUGCACUACAGCUCUUAUCAUCCAUUAUAUUUUGUUGUACAUUGUUUGGAGAGCAAAUAAGAAAUAGUUUAAAUAACUAAAUCCUCUCUGUGCUCCCUGUGGUUGAUGGGGGUUGCAGUCAACAACAUCUGGCCAUCCUGGUUAUAAUGCACUUCACUUUCCUUUUAGUUCAUUGCAUAGCUACUUGAGUGCUGGCCCAUGAUGCACAGCAUAGGAAAGAUGCAGAUAAACAUACGGAAGCAGUAUAGGAGAAAGAGCAAGAUGGAUGCUAGAAUAUGUCUGGGUUAAGAGCAAGAUGAAUGCUAGAAUGGCGUCUGGAAACCACUGUAGCUGCUUAGAGAAAAAAAAGGAAGAAUGAAGCUUUCGUGUCAACUACGUAUUAUAUGCUUAAAAACCAUUAAAAAUUCAAAUACAA